Molecule: messenger RNA, 318 nt
Organism: Rotaria sp. Silwood1
Lineage: Eukaryota; Metazoa; Rotifera; Eurotatoria; Philodinida; Philodinidae
Source: the annotation of a GenBank genome assembly
AUGCAACGUGUUAGAUGCGCAAAGAUUUUACGAAAAAAUUUUGGUGCUACGAAAAGAUCAAAAACUUGGCGAUGGGAUAAAGUAGUCAAUACAGAUUUCUCUGGAAAAUUCAUUUUAGAUUCCUCAUCGAAUCCACAUAAUGACGGUGUUUGGGCAAAAGCUGCUGAAGAAAUACCACCAGCAAUUUAUUAUCGAUCAAAAAGUAAAUUUGCAAGUGGUCUUAUUUUUUGGGGUGGCAUCUCUAUGUCGGAUAAAUUCAUUCCACAUUAUUUACGUGAUACUGAUGAUACAUCAACCGCUCGUGACAUAUAUCAAUAA